Molecule: messenger RNA, 4419 nt
Organism: Lepidothrix coronata (blue-crowned manakin)
Lineage: Eukaryota; Metazoa; Chordata; Aves; Passeriformes; Pipridae
Gene: TMPRSS9
Product: transmembrane protease, serine 9
Exons: 19
Coding region: 91-3330 (1079 amino acids)
Biological process (GO): proteolysis
Molecular function (GO): serine-type endopeptidase activity; protein binding
Source: RefSeq, a predicted model, not a curated record
UCCGCGCCCCGGCCGGGGGAGCUCGGGGAGAACCUGCCGGGGAAAGCACCUGAGGCAACGGGAAGAGCAAAGCGGAGCUGCUUAAAAAGCAUGGACCAGAUAAAGCCAGGACAAGUGCCAGGACAAGGCACUCAGGGAAGGAGGCUGAGAGGCUGCUGUUGGAAGGUUGCUGCUGCUGCUGCUGUGGUGGGCAGUGCCACAGCUCUCUGCCUGGGGAUCCUGCUGGCCUGCUAUCCCCCGGGAGAGACCAGCUUUGAGCACACAGUGGAGCUGCAAGGAAUCAUCUUCAACAGCAGCUUAAAGACGGAGAACUCAGAGUACUACAGGGUGCUGACACCUGCUCUUGAGAGGCUGUUUCUGUCCAGUCUGCAGGACUCCCAGCUGGACUGGAGCUGCACUGGUUGCACUAUCCUGGGCUAUAGGAAUGGAAACUCGAGCGUGAUCGUCCAUUUCCGCCUCUUCUUCGCCCCCCAGGACUCCCAGCCCCUGAGCUCCACCUUGGAGGAGGAGGCUCUGAGGCACGGGCUGGCAGCUGCCCUGCGCAGGCAGGGUCUGUCCCUGGCUGCCUACGGGACCAUCUCCUCAGCUUCUCUCACAGGUCCCAGCAAGGUUUCUCCCCACAGAUCUGGACUGAAAUCAGACUGUGGGAGCCGCCCUGCCAUGCAGACUGCCAGCAGGAUAGUUGGAGGUUCAGAGGCAUCCAGAGGGGAGUUCCCCUGGCAAGUCAGCCUGCGAGAGAACAACGAGCACUUCUGUGGGGCUGCAAUCCUCACGGAGAAGUGGCUGGUGUCUGCUGCUCAUUGCUUUACUGAGUUUCAGGACCCAGCCAUGUGGGCAGCUUACACAGGGACCACCUCCCUCAGAGGCUCCGACAGCAGCGCGGUGAAAAUGGACAUUGCACAGAUCAUCCCACACCCCUCCUACAACGCCGACACAGCUGACUAUGAUGUGGCUGUGCUGGAGCUCAAGAGACCUGUCACCUUCACCAAGUACAUCCAGCCCGUGUGCCUGCCAGACGCAGGCCAUCACUUCCCAGCCAGCAAGAAGUGCCUCAUCUCUGGCUGGGGCUACCUCAAGGAGGAUUUCUUGGUGAAACCCGAGUUCCUGCAGAAAGCAACAGUGGAGCUGCUGGACCAGAACCUGUGCUCCAGCCUCUACAGCCACGUCCUCACGGACAGGAUGAUGUGUGCUGGCUACCUGGAGGGGAAGGUUGACUCCUGCCAGGGUGACUCUGGUGGGCCCUUGGUUUGCCAAGAACCAUCUGGCAGGUUUUUCCUGGCGGGAAUCGUGAGUUGGGGGAUUGGAUGUGCUGAAGCCAGGAGGCCUGGGGUUUACACACGUGUUACCAAACUCAGAGACUGGAUCUUGGAUGCUAUUUCUGCCUUCCCCAGCUCCACAGCCCACAUUGUCCCUCUGAUACACUCCAGUACCAACAGUAAUGUGGUCAGUGCUGAAGAGCUCAACACCAUCAGAGGAACCUCCACCACCUCACCAGCCCCAGCUGCCAGCAGGCCAGUGACUGCAGGGAGACCACAAGAGUGUGGAGGACGACCUGGGUUCUCUAAACCCAGCAAGAUCGUGGGAGGAACAGAUGCUUCCAGAGGAGAGAUCCCCUGGCAAGUCAGCCUAAAAGAGGACUCGAGGCACUUCUGUGGAGCCACCAUCAUCGGGGACCGCUGGCUGCUGUCGGCAGCUCACUGCUUCAACGAGACAAAUCCAGAAGAGAUUGAAGCCUACAUGGGAACAACAUCACUAAAUGGAACAGACGAGAAUGCAGUGAAAGUCAAUGUAACAAGAGUGAUCCCACACCCCCUCUUCAGCCCCAUGAUUCUGGACUUUGAUGUGGCUGUACUGGAGCUGGCAAGACCUCUUGUCUUCAACAAAUACAUCCAGCCUGUGUGCCUCCCACCUGCUGUGCAGAAGUUUCCUGUUGGCAAGAAAUGCCUCAUUUCUGGGUGGGGAGACCUCCAGGAAGGGAAUGCCACCAAGCCCGAGAUCCUGCAGAAAGCCUCUGUGGCCAUCAUAGACCAGAACACCUGCGACUUCCUCUACAACUUCUCCCUCACUGACCGAAUGAUCUGUGCUGGCUUCCUGGAGGGGAUGGUAGACUCAUGCCAGGGAGAUUCAGGUGGGCCCUUGGCCUGUGAGGUGACCCCAGGAGUGUUUUACCUGGCUGGCAUUGUGAGCUGGGGAUAUGGUUGUGCCCAGGCUAUGAAACCUGGUGUGUACUCCAGAAUUACCAAACUCACAGACUGGAUCCUGGACACCAUCUCACAGUUGCCCAGUCCUGGCACAGGCAUUCCUUCCAGUUCAGCCAUCACCAGAACUUCCAGCACAGCCAUCUUCACCCAGCCCAGCACAACAGCUGCAAGUCCAACCAGCAGAACCACCCUGGGAACGAAGAUGAGCACAAACACGAGUGAAAACUCUGAAGAUCUGAGAACAACCAAACCUGCCAAGCCCACCCAAGCCCCAGUGGUGCCUUGUACCAGCUUCACCUUCAAGUGUUCCAGCAAGGUGUGUAUUGGAAAAGAGAAUCCUGAAUGUGAUGGUGUUGUGGACUGCAGCAACGGCUUCGACGAGCGCAACUGCGACUGUGGCCAAACAACUGCUCUGGCCUUCAGCAAGAUCGUGGGUGGCAGCGGCGCAGCUCGAGGGGAGUGGCCCUGGCAAGUCAGUCUGUGGCUUCGGCGGAAGGAGCACAAGUGCGGGGCUGUCCUCAUUGCUGACCGCUGGCUGCUCUCUGCAGCCCACUGCUUCGACAUUUACAGUGACCCCAAAAUGUGGGUGGCCUUUCUAGGAACACCCUUCCUGAGUGGCACCGAUGGCAAAAUGGAGAAAAUAUUCCGUAUCUACAAGCACCCUUUUUACAACAUCUACAGCCUGGACUAUGAUGUGGCACUGCUAGAGCUGAGCACACCUGUCAAGUUCAGCAACACCAUCAGACCGAUUUGUCUCCCAGACAGUUCUCACAUCUUCCAUGAAGGGGCCAGAUGCUUCAUCACAGGCUGGGGCUCCACAAAGGAAGGAGGUCUCAUGUCAAAGCAUCUGCAAAAAGCAGCAGUGAACAUGAUCGGAGACCAGGCCUGCAAAAAGUUCUACCCUGUCCAGAUCAGCAGCAGGAUGGUGUGUGCUGGUUUCCCACAGGGCACCGUCGACAGCUGUUCAGGCGAUGCAGGCGGGCCCCUGGCAUGUAAGGAACCCUCAGGGAAGUGGUUUCUAGCAGGAAUCACAAGCUGGGGCUAUGGCUGUGCCAGGCCAUACUUCCCUGGUGUCUACACCAAAGUCACAGCUGUCCAGGGCUGGAUUGCGCAGAACCUCAAGCUCUGAAACUGCAUUUCACCACUCAGGGAAGGCAACGAAUGAGAGGAGUAACUGCCAGAGGAGGCACUAAUCCCUCAGCUGUUGUACAUUUUUGUGAUGUUGCAAAGGGGUGAAGAUGGCCUUGCAGGUAUUAAGCACGUGCCAGUGUUGUGUGACCCGCUGGUUGUGACACACCAGGGCAUUUGAUAACUGCUUUGCAUAGAAAGGUACCAAUUCUAGACAUUUUCCAUAAAUAAAUGAGGCCUGUCCCAAUGUAAGACCUGGCCAAACAUCCUACGGAUUAAAACAUGACCUUUCUAGUUGGAGGGGUGCCCGAAACAUCUGGCAGAUAUUCAUGGAGUUUGGCUGACCUCUGCCUAUGAGCUGUCAUCCCAAAGCCAAGCCAAGAGACUGGUGAACUUCGUCCCAGCCCAAAGUUAUGCCCUUGCAGAAGCCUCAGACCUCACUGCCUUGAUGGAGCUGCUGUGCUGUGCAGUGGCUUUUGGGAAGGGUGUGCUGCUGUUUUCACUCAGUGCCUGAGAGCUCAGUGAUGACCUUCUGGCUCACCAUUUGAUCCCAAGAGAAGACAGGACUGAAACGCUUGGAGUUCAGACUGCAAAGGCCCUGAUCUGUACUAGAGGAUCAAGACAGGCUUCUCUACACCCUCCAUACACCCCCCACCCACCCAACCUCCCCCCAGCUCCUUUUGCACCAGGGAACAGGUGAUUAAACUGAUUAAGGCAUGGUCAUACAGACCACUGCUCUGGUUAAGCUAGGUGGGAAAAAUUCAGAGUGCUGACAUAGGGUGCAAGGAUGUAACUCCUUCAGUAGGAGGUCAGGUCCCACCAGCCAGAAUAUGACAGGCAGACAACUUUGUUCAUAAGAAAAAAACUGCUGCAGAGCUCAUGUGCCAAGUCUUGGGCAGACUUAGACAUCUCCCCAUAGAUUCAGCCACCAAAACUGAACAGCUGCUUGUACCCCAGACCCCUUCCUCAUUUUUGGUGCUUAAGCUCUGCAUCUGGGCAUAGCAAGAGGUUUCUUCUGUCUCAACCCAGCUGGCAGUGAGAUCCACCACCUUCCCAGCCAGCAAGGUGGGAGACCUGGCUUCCAGGCAUG